UUGCCCAGGAAAAGCUGAGGACACUCACUCUGCAAACCCAGUUCUUCUGUCUCUGCAUUGCUGAGCUGCCAGAAGAGUGGAAGGUUGGUGCCGGCCCUGACUCAGCUCUCCAAGCGUCGCCAUUGCUGGGCUGUCGGAGCAAAGGCCCCCGGGCUUCCAUCAGUGACCAAGCACUGCACAUCACUGAGCAUCACUUGGACCCGCAGCAUUGUGGUUCUUCUCCUCCUCGCCUUGGUUGUGCAGAUAAGAAGAAAAUGGCUGACAGCCAGAUCCCCUUUUCGUGCCAUUACCCCGGGCGACAUCGGACCCUUCGAGACCCCUUCCGGGAAUCCAGCCUCUCAUCUCGCCUUUUGGAUGAUGACUUUGGCAUGUCCCCCUUUCCUGGAGAUAUAACAGCAGACUGGCCAGACUGGGCCCGCUCACGGUUCACCACCGCAUGGCCAGGCCCCUUGAGAUCCGGGAUGGUCCGAAACUCUGGCCUUUCCCCGCCAGGGUAUGGCUCCAGAUUUGGGGGGUACACAGAAGGAGCCCCCUUUGGAGGCAGUCCCUUGCCCUUCUCGGGGGAACCAUGGAAAGUGUGCGUCAAUGUGCAAAGCUUCAAACCUGAGGAACUGACAGUGAAGACCAAGGAUGGUUACGUGGAAGUUUCAGGUAAACAUGAAGAGCAACAGGUGGAAGGAGGGAUCGUGUCUAAGAACUUCACCAAGAAAAUCCAGCUUCCCGGCGAGGUGGAUCCCACCACAGUUUUUGCUUCCUUGUCACCUGAGGGGCUGCUGAUCAUCGAGGCCCCACAGAUCCCUCCCUACUGCCAGUAUGGAGACCUGAGCUAUGGCACAGAGCUCCCAGUCGACAACCAAGAAGCCACCUGUGCCUAAAAAGCAAACCCUCCUGUGCCAUCGCCCCCCACCUUCACCCCUCCCAAUUUCUCGCUGCAUAGGAUCGCAUUCACCAACCGCUCCUUUGAUGUUGUACAUUUUCUUAUAAAAGCCCAUUCCUGACAUCUCUCCCUGUUGCUUCCCCCAACGGUCUGAGACUGGAUCUGCAUGGCAAGAGGAGAAGCUGCCAGCUGAGGCCUCGAUCCAAUUGUUAGUCCUGCCCAGAGUAGACUCAGGAGGUCCGUCAAUGGCGCCAACUUAAGUGCCGAUGCCUUGCAGACCCGCCACUGUUUUGCAAUUGAAACUUGGUACCCAUGCGGCUGAGCAACAUCAAAGCAUGGUCCAGAGAGCAAAAGUUAUGACUGAGGAAGACCACGCAAGAUAGGAAAAGCUGAAGAAGUUUGCCUUUGCCUGAGCCAACUGGGAAGGGCAAUAGUCUGCCCCUCGUCUCCUCUCCUCUCUGCUGAGUUAACCGAGUGCAAACUACUAUUACCCUUUGAGCUCUAGUUCCAGCUACUGAAGUAAGCUGAGGACAAAUGGGAAAAGUGGGAGGACCAGAGAGGAACUGGGACAUUUUAGCAGCAUAACAGAGCAUUAAUCGGGACUGCUUCCAACAAAACCAAUAUGUUCUUGGGUUCCCACUGAUUCAACGGAUCUACUCCAAUGAGGACUAACAAUUGGAUGUUGGCCUUAGCCUGAUCUCUGAAGCUUCCAUAUCAAUAGAUAUUUAAUAAAAAAAACACAUACACUCACAUUUGCUCACAUCCUGUCAUGCUCUGGCCUACAAGGCCACCCUCCCACCAGUUGAAAAGGACCCACCAGACACAUACCUUAGUUUCUGGAGGAAUUUGAGAAGAGACAGAGGUUGACAGCUUCUGAACCCAAGCUACAAGUCCCCCAGUCUUUCGCUGUUGGUCAUGUUGGCUGAGAGUUGAAAUCCAAUAUAUCUGGAAGGCAAAAAAAAGACAAAUGUGUAUCCAGUUUAGGUCCUUGCAGCAAGGAGCAAGGGAGCCAUAUCAAACACUGUACCUUGGAAGGAACCCUUGAGAAGGGGUCCAUCAGGGAAGGUGUCCCCUGUGCUGGUGACCGGUGGGUUUACAUGGGAAGGGCAGUACUCCGAUGAACAGUAGUCUGAUAAAUUCACAAUGCCCUGCACUACAGUGACAUUACAUUCAGGCAUUGUGGGACAUCAAAAUGGCUAUUUCUCCAAUAUUUCUCUCCAGGGCUGUGAUCAAAGCAUUUGUGAAGGGCAACCCCAGAACGAGUCCAUAUAGUCAGCCCCACCGAGGAUCUGGGGCCCUGACAGUGGCCUAAAGAUACUGCAUGGUGAUGGCCAGCCACAUCUCAAAGCUUGGCUCCAUCUACCCAUCAGUUUUCCAAAUGGCAGAAGUCCCUGCUUGAGGAGGCACACAACAACUCAACAGUACUCUACAGUGUUGCCCCUUUAAAUAAUUUGCUUCUCCAGUUUAGGGGUGGGGCCAUGGCUGCCAUUGGUCCUCCUCAAGUAUAUAAGGGCUCAUUUGCCCUCUAGCCUUCAGUAGAGCAGCACUCAGGUCCUCUUGGUACUGCUGUCUUGGUUACUGCCAGCCAUAAUCUAGGCUCCCUCUCACUCAAAUGGCUUAUCACUUGGUUGGGUAUGUUCACUUGAGCCUAGUCUUUGCCUUUUUCUCUUGCUCCUGCCAACCUGGUUGACCCUCAGAGGUCUUGCCAGCUCUCUCAAAGCCCAUGCUCCACCUCAGAGCCAAGGCAUAUGUGCCCCAAGAAUGCUUUGGGCCUGUCAAUCUAAGCAAAAGUCAAGGAUUUUACAAAGGGACAACUGGCAGUUGAUGUUCCUCCAAAUUCAUGCACUGCUAGAAAAUCUGGCUCUCUCCACACUGAGUGUCUCACCAUUACCACUCUUGGGUCACGGACUGCCCAAAGUUCACCAAAGUGUUUCUCAACCUACUACUGAUUUUUGUUUUAUUUUAAUUUUGCACUGACGUUGCCUUUUGAGUUAUGAUCCUCCAUCCAAGUUUACAAAUACUCCUGGUGCACUGACAUCACACUACUGGUGCAAGUAGUGCUUCUCUGUCCUCGAGAGACCAGUCUCUCUGUGCUUUCUCUGGGCAGCCGCUCCUCUUCCGACAAGAUGAGAGGCUCAGCCAACCUAGUCUUAUGGAAACAUUGCAACAGCAUUUGUGUCAGCUGCACCUCCUCCUACAAUAUGCACCCUUGCAAAGUACUACCCUGGAUGGCCCGUGGUUUCAUCAAGGUCUUACCUGCUCCAGUGUUGUUUGUCGUCUCUGUUUUUAACUGAGUUUGGGUCUAUGUGACAUUAUAUUUAUGACAAUAGGGAGAUGUACAGUAGUUUAAAUGUUGAGUUUGCGCAACCUGACCAAGUUUUGGCCCUUUCUUUCUUUCUUUCAAUACCCUGCUUCCUAUAAGGCUCAUGUGAACAACAGGCCUAGAUACUUAUUGGAGGUGGGGUUACAUUGCGGACAGACAAGACACCAUUCGAGUGAAAAUGUUUAAAUAAGUGAAAUAAUUGACUGUUUGGAAUAUUGUCUUCUCUUCUUCCUCCCAAAGAACCCUGUGCUUUUCUGUGAUGAAUAAACCCAUGCUGAAGUUUUUAA
Molecule: messenger RNA, 3487 nt
Organism: Sceloporus undulatus (fence lizard)
Lineage: Eukaryota; Metazoa; Chordata; Lepidosauria; Squamata; Phrynosomatidae
Gene: HSPB8
Product: heat shock protein family B (small) member 8
Exons: 4
Coding region: 255-875 (206 amino acids)
Biological process (GO): cellular response to unfolded protein
Cellular component (GO): cytoplasm; nucleus; protein folding chaperone complex
Molecular function (GO): protein homodimerization activity
Source: RefSeq, a predicted model, not a curated record